CAAAGAGCUGAAAGUCAAGGGAGCAACAGUCUUCAGCGUCAGCUAAAGUUCAGGAGCAAGAUAAAGAAAACGGGCAUGCGUCUCGGUUCUUUUGUGGCGUUUUUAUUUGCUUUCAAAGGUCCCACCGUUGCUCUUUGCUGAAAUGGAGCUGCCAGAAAAUCAAAUGGAUUCUGUAAAGUUCUGCUGCUCCAUCUGUCUGGACCUGCUGAAGGAUCCGGUGACUAUUCCCUGUGGACACAGCUACUGUAUGAACUGCAUUAAAGCCCACUGGGAUGGAGAGGAUCAGAGGAGAAGCUACAGCUGCCCUCAGUGCAGACAGACCUCCAAGCCGAGGCCCGUUCUGGUGAAAAACGUCAUGUUAGCUGCUAUAGUGGAGGAUCUGAAGAAGACUACACUCCAAGCUGCUCCAGCUGAUCUCUGCUAUGCUGGACCUGAUGAUGUGGCCUGUGAUGUCUGCACUGGGAGGAAGAUGAAAGCUGCCAAGUCCUGUCUGGUCUGCUUGGUGUCUUACUGUGAGAAUCACCUCCAGCAUCAUUAUGAGGUCCCUGGACUGAAGAAGCACAAGCUGUUCAAUCCCUCCAAGAACCUCCAGGAGAACAUCUGCUCUCGCCAUGAUGAGAUGAUGAAGACCUUAAUGUCUGAAUUUGAAGCAGUCUCAGCUGCAGCAGAAAGGGCUGAGAAGCAGAAGGAGCUCCAGGUGAGUCGACAACAAAUCCAGCAGAGAAUCCAGGACCACGAGAAAGAUGUGAAGCUGCUUCAACAGGAGCUGGAGGCCAUCAAUGUCUCUGCUGAUAAAACAGUGGAGGACAGUGAGAAGAUCUUCUCUGAGAUGAUUCGUCUGAUCCAGAAAAGAAGCUCUGAUGUGAAGCAGCAGAUUAGAUCCCAGCAGGAAACUGAAGUGAGUCGAGUCAAAGAGCUUCAGGAGAAGCUGGAGCAGGAGAUCACUGAGCUGAAGAGGAAAGACGCUGAGCUGAAGCAGCUCUCAGUCACAGAGGAUCACAGCCAGUUUCUCCUCAACUACCCCUCACUGUCAGCACUCAGUGAGUCUACACACUCACCCAGCAUCAAUAUUCGUCCUCUAAGAUACUUUGAGGACGUGACAGCAGCUGUGUCAGAGCUCAGAGAGAAACUACAGGACAUCCUGAGAGACACAGGGACAAACAUCUCCCUUACUAUCACUGGAGUGGAGGUUUUAUUGUCAGAACCAGAACCAACGACCAGAGCUGGAUUCCUAAAAUACUCACAGGAAAUCACUCUGGAUCCAAAUACAGCACAUAGACAACUGUUAUUAUCUGAUGGAAACAGAAAAACAACAUUAAUGAAGAAACCUCUGUCUUACUCUGACCAUGCUGACAGAUUUACAUUUUAUGAUCAGGUGCUGAGCAUCCAGAGUCUGACUGGACGUUGUUACUGGGAGCUGGAGAGGAGAGGUGACGCAAUUUAUGUUGCAGUUUCAUACAAGGACAUCAGCAGGGAUGGGACUUCAGAUGAAUGUGUGUUCGGAUUCAAUAACAAAUCCUGGGUGUUGAGCUGUAACACAAAGGGUUACACAUUUUUACGCAGCAGAGUUAAAACUCCAGUCUCAGGUCCAGUUUCCUCCAGAAUAGGAGUGUACCUGGAUCACAGAGCAGGUAUUCUGUCUUUCUACAGUGUCUCUGAAACCAUGACUCUCCUCCACAGAGUCCAGACCAGGUUCACUCAGCCUCUAUAUGCUGGAGUCCGGCUGUUUGAUGAGGGAGACUCCGCUGAGUUCAAAAUACCUGAAUAGGCCAACACAGAGAACAGGAAGCAAAUGUUUCGCCAUGAAGAUGUUAGAAUAACGCUUUUGGAAAUAAUUAGAAUAAAGUAAUUAAUAAAGCAUUAAUUUUAUUAGAGCAAUUACAAAAAAAGCUUUCUCGUAUGUUAAAAUAAGGAAUGUUGAGCAUCUUGUAAAGUUAUACUUUGGUACCGAUUUAACAAAUAAAUUACUCUUUAGUCUAUUUAUAUAAAUGUUUUCAUAGAAAUAAGAAAAUACGAAAUGUUUUUAGUGCAUCUGAAUCAUAAUAAGGACUUUGAAAUGAUUGGGCAAACAACUGUAUGACUUUAUUCUCACAAUAUUACACAUUGUUCUCAUAAAAAUAGGAUUUUAUUCAGCUUAGAAAUUUGCUGAUUAAUUUCACGUAUUUGUGAGAAAAAGCUUGGAUGUUUCUGAUGUCAAAAAGUCAUAAAAGAGGACAUUUCACAUUUUCAAGCAAAAAAUAUUGUUUUCUAUGUUGUGCAAUUAUACACUGUUUAAAGUUAUUUCAUG
Molecule: messenger RNA, 2287 nt
Organism: Fundulus heteroclitus (mummichog)
Lineage: Eukaryota; Metazoa; Chordata; Actinopteri; Cyprinodontiformes; Fundulidae
Product: tripartite motif-containing protein 16-like
Exons: 1
Coding region: 143-1768 (541 amino acids)
Molecular function (GO): protein binding
Source: RefSeq, a predicted model, not a curated record